Molecule: messenger RNA, 3023 nt
Organism: Vanessa tameamea
Lineage: Eukaryota; Metazoa; Arthropoda; Insecta; Lepidoptera; Nymphalidae
Gene: ced-6
Product: PTB domain-containing adapter protein ced-6
Exons: 12
Coding region: 200-1855 (551 amino acids)
Source: RefSeq, a predicted model, not a curated record
GUCAUAUGUUAUCUGAGCUCGCGUUCAUCAUUAGCAUCAAUAAAAUAAUCGGUCAGUUCUUCAGUGCAUCACUGGCCGUCAGACGCGCUAGUUGUUAUAACAUAAAAAUAAAAUUACGUAAUUACAUUUAUUUAGACGUGAUACGGACUUAUAACUUUAAGCUUGAACACAUUGUGAACCUGUGAUUUAAAAAGUAAUAAUGGCGGAAGGUGACGUGCCAUUGGUGACGAGUUACGGCGGUAGCGAAAUCGAAUUUGGCGCGAAUGGGAAAGUGUCAAAAUCUAAUUCAAGAAUGUCAACCCUGCUGUUCUGGCAGGGUAAGGGCAAGGCGAACGGCGCCCCCAACGGUAGAAACUGGAUCCACGCGCCAGAUGCUCUCGUUAAGGGACACGUGGCGUAUUUAGUUAAGUUCCUAGGCUGUACGCAAGUGGACCAGCCGAAAGGCAUUGAAGUUGUGAAGGAUGCCAUUAAAAAGUUACAAUUUACGCAACAGCUUAAAAAAUCGGAGACGAAGGACGGUGCGAAGUGUAAGAAAGUGGAAAUCACCGUCUCCGUCGACGGUGUUGCCAUACAGGAGCCGAGAUCAAACAAUGUGAUGUACCAGUUUCCAUUGCAUAGGAUAUCUUACUGCGCGGAUGAUAAAGGCGCAAAAAAGUACUUUUCAUUCAUCGCUAAAGGUGGCAGCACUGUUAACGGGGUAAAUGGCCACGAUGGCGGCAACGCUGAGAAACAUGAAUGCUUCGUCUUCAUAUCGACGAAGUUAGCGUCAGAAAUAACCCUCACUAUUGGCCAGGCAUUCGAUUUAGCUUAUAGGCGGUUUUUGAACGACAAUGGAAAAUACAUAGAGAUGCAAAAACUGACCUUACAGAACAAGAAACUCGAAUUACAAAUGAACGCGUAUAAAAGUCGCUUACAGGAACUGUCAAAAAUAACUUACAAGGAUGAUCUAUCAGCAUACCUGUCACGUAACAAUCUAACCGACAUCGCAGAGUUCAAGCCCCCCCCAGAACUUGAGAAGCAAAUCUCGUCUCUCACUCUCGCGAAUGGCUUCAGCGCUAUGAACGGAACUAAGACUGAUAUCGGUGCGGAUGUCUUAUCAAACAACUCGACAGACACUUUUAACUCGAGCAACGACAAUAAUUUGUUGUUAUCGACACCCCCGCCCACACACAAUGGCAAGACCAACACUACUGGCAAAUUCCUGGGUGACCUAUCAUCCAGCAAGAACCCGGUAGUUGGUACUAAGCUGGAGGGCUUGCUGCUUAAUUCUGACUCGGAUAGCGAUUUCGAUCCGCGCGCUUUCGAGUCUGAACCCGUAACGCGCUUCACUUCACCGAUCAUAGACAACACUGUGACAUCCACUCCACCGUUACUGGCUCCACCUCCGAAAGCAUCAAAGCGCCAACAACAACAACAGCAACAACAACAAACAUUUAUGCAACCGAUCAACAACGACAUUUUCGGUUCAACACCGUUCUCAAUGCCGGCUCAAGUACAGCCGGUAACGUCACCAUUUGCCGCGCAAACUGCUGUCAAUGUCAAACCGAAUUAUGACAUAAGCGAUUUUAAUUUACAAACAUCUGUAUUUAAUUCGAACUCUUCGUUCACAAACGGUCUGACGGGAUACGAUCCAUUCGAUACCCAGAAAUCUGGAAAUAUAUUCGGUAACACGUAUGGGAAUACUUUCAAUGGUUUCGGUAACCUCAGUGAGAAACAGACGGUUGAAUUGGACAGCAGUUUCAAUGGUUUCCUAGAUAAGACUAUAUCGGAGAUGAAGGAUGGUUUUAGCAGAGGGAUCAGCUUUGGAAACGAUGAUUUUUCAAUAGAUAACCUCGAUCCCCUGAAAAAGAAUUAAAUACAACGCAUAAAUCUAAUAUAGUAACAAUUAACAAAAUCCUUGUGUUAAUUCACACAACAUAGCAUAUAUAAUAAAAUAUUAUUAGAUAAAACUCGUUUAAUAUAAUUACGUUGUGUGAGUUGAGUCGACGAUUCGAAAAUUAAAAAAAAAUGUUGCCAUUUGGUUGCAAAAUACGUGAUAAUAGGUAGUAUUCACGUUUCCCCUAUUUUUAUACACUUUUUUCAUAAAAAGUAUUUAAUGAAUCUCCAAAAUUUAUUACAUAUUACAAAAAAAAACAGUGAUAUUUUAAAACUUAACAUUGUUAACUGCUCAAUGUCAUUCCAAAAGUGCCUUAACUUUUUAAAAAGAAAACAUUUUAGUAGAUAAUUUAAGUGUAAAAAAAAUAUACAUAUGUAUCCAUAAAUAUAAAUGUACUAAUCAACUGAAAAAUUUGAAGAUCGCCUCAAAUUCUGUGAUAAUUCUUUUAAAAUUGAGGCACUUCAAAAUGUAUUAUACAAUCGGAUUCUUGGUGUAAAAUAAAAUAUAUUUUUUUAAACAUUGAAAUUUCAACUUUAAAGGAUAUUUUCAUUUUUAUUUACUAAAAUCAAACAACUUUACUUGCAUUGAAAAAUUUGUCUAGGUAAAGCUCAUAUUUGGCUAUUAGAAUUUUUACUUACUAAUAAGACUAUCGAAACAAUGGGAUUUUAAACAAUAUGUUUUUAAUGAACUGAUAUUCGACUGCAACUGUCGAAAUAAUCGCCAUUGUGAUCGCAAGUGCGUCCUACACUGAGCCAGUUUUAACAUUAAAAAAUGAAUAUUGAUAGAAACUAAUUCUGUUAACACUGAGUUUGACUCAGCAAUCAAGAGUUUUUUUUUUCUUUUUGUACAAAUUAAUUUGAAUUUAGAAUAACUUUUCGUAUUAUUUUUUUUUUAUUUAAAAAACAUGAUAUACGAAUGACAUUGUUGCUUUAAUUUUUGAAAACAUUCCAAUAUAAUAUUUUAAUUAUAUAACUAUUUUAAUCCUAAUAAUUUUAAGUAAAUUUUAAAUUGUGUAUAUUAGUUCUUAUAAUCUGUUGUAUCUCUGUCUCAUUAGUGGAAUAUUAUUAAGUAUUGUUUACACUAAUGUUACUUUAAGGCCAAAAGAUAUACAUAAUUGUGUAUGCAGUAAUAAAAUUUAUGUUUAUAA